Molecule: messenger RNA, 2820 nt
Organism: Trematosphaeria pertusa
Lineage: Eukaryota; Fungi; Ascomycota; Dothideomycetes; Pleosporales; Trematosphaeriaceae
Exons: 2
Coding region: 270-2741 (823 amino acids)
Source: RefSeq, a predicted model, not a curated record
CGGCACGCUUCUUCGACGGGGUGCUGGAGCGAUGACGAGCGCGGGUCAGCCAUAUCAGACGAUUGCGACGGCGUCGCCGUGUUGCAACGUCGAUUUAAGCUUUAAAGAUCCACUCUAGGGAUUGUCCAUCUUUCGAGAUUCAUCCUCGUCUCAGCAGAAUCGUUAUUGAAUCUACUUGGAGCUUGCUACACUUACUUCAGCCAACGCAAACGUUCAAAUUCCGCUUCAUCUCGUCCCAGAGACAACGCUCGCGUCAACCUCAGCCCACCAUGGCGGACAAACCGACGUCCAACCUCAACGUCCACGCCCCACCACCGUCUACGACUCCCGCUUCCGUUUCCAACGCACCCUUCACACCCCGUUCAAGCACAUUCCCAGACGAUUUGGACUCCGACUCGGAAGAUGUCUUCGAGCCCACACCCGUCCACAGUCCCAGCGGACCACAUUACGAUGAUCUGCCGCCAUCUUACGACGAAGCGCAGCAGCAGGCGCUUCACGAUGCGCGAAAUGGCGUUCCGCCGCUGAACCCGGAGAAUCUAGAGAUGCACCGGCUUGCAUUGAACGAAGGAUACAGUGUCCCGCAAGGCGCAGAAGUGCAUGCCCAUCGCGCGACUGCAGCUGAGAUAGAGCAAGAGAAUAGGAGAAAUGCAAGUGGGUUGGGCAUGAAUGUGCCCGUUCAGCAGCUUGGUGCUAGUGAGCAGAUUCCUGUUGGGGUGGUGCGGAGUGGGAAUACGACUUCUACAUUGCCUCUGGAUCCAACAUCGGUGCUGCUGAGCACUGCGCUCGAAUUUACGAAGCACGAGCCUGAUGCAGAUUCACGGUAUGCACCGCGGUUGACGCGUUGCGUUGCUAUUCCGCAGGUCAGCGUUCCGUCGUCUGAGAGAGCGGCGCGGCGUGGUCGUGAGUGCGGGAGGAGAGGGGUAAGGAGGACGGGCCGGGGAGGAGGGAGACGGGGCGACCGACAGAUGUCGAUGCCGGGGCAAUGGCCUGAAUCGAGUUCCGUGGAGACACUGCCGACCGAGACAGAGGAGCCGGUGCAGUUCUUCAGAGCGUACGCGAAGGCGUUGCAUGCGCAUUCGAUCCGGCCCGCCGAGUUCCUCGACUUUCUAGAUGGACUGAAUGCGCUGUGUGCGGCCAUGGGUACUACGCCUGCGGAUCUUGUUAAUGCUGAGGAGAAUGGGAAUCCGGACGUGGAUGUGGUGCGAAACUACAUCAAUGCUACGAAUGAGGCUUUCUUCGCGCCAAGGGGCUUGAGGGUAUCACUACGGUCGCUUUCUACUCUUAUGGAUGCGAUCAAGAUACCGGAAGAGAGGGGCCAACGAGCUGGUGCUGUCGUAAGCGUAUUGGAUAACAAGAGCACGCCGGAUAGGAGAGCACAAGCGCUACAUCCCUGGAUCGAGGCGCUGGAGACGAAUGUCCCUGCGCCGAGCAUCGCAGCGCUUGUGUUGAAGGAUAUGGCGCAGCGUUUUGGUGGGCCGCCGCAAAUGCAGGGGCAAACGACUGCUAAUGAGGGGCCGAAUCCAGCGGAAGCGGAGAAGCGUGCAGCAGAGGCACAAGACUCCGAUCCUCCACAUUCGCUUCCUCCCGAGCCUCAGCCAGCUCAGGCUGGCCCUGGAUGGCCUCCGCUCGGUGGCUGGCGCGGACACGGUUCGUGGAACAGAGGACGCCAGCACGGCCGUGGAUGGGGUCCCUUUGGUCCUCCCGGCUGGGGACCAUUCGGCCCUCCAGGUUUCGGCCCGCAUGGCCCACCUGGUUUCGGACCUCAUGGUCCGCCAGGAUUCGGUCCUCACGGCCCGCCUGGUCACGGACCCUGGGGUGGUCCCGGACGCGGCCCGUGGGGUGCUCAUCGCGGAGGUUGGGGUGGCCACGGAUGCGGAGUAGGUGCAGGUGUAGGCGCAGGUGCGGGCGCAGGUGCCCGUGGACCGGGCGGCGAGCAGCCUCAAAACCCAUGGGAAGAAUGGGGUAAGAGCAUUGGCAAGUGGGGCGAAGAGUUCGGGAAAAAGAUGGAAGUCUGGGGUGAGCAGUUUGGCAAGAGAGCAGAGGCUUGGGGCGACGGGGUUGCGUCGAGGGGAAGUGGGAGUGGCCCUCCAGGUGAGCAGGCUGGCGCUGCUGGACCGAACAGCGUCGAAUUGCAUGGCCUCCAAGCGGAGAGUUCGGCGAACGGACUUGCGGGCCAGGAAACGGGAGUUCUCCGCGACAACGGGGCGGAAGAGGCGAAAAGCAAGAAUGAACGGAAGGCAAAGGAGAAGGCGGGUAAGAAGGCUUCGAAAGACGAUGACGAUGAUGAUGAUGCAUCGUCUAUUUCGUCCGACAGCUCUUCUAACUCCGAUUCCGACUCUGACUCGGAGGACGAGGAGAAGUAUCCCGACACCGAUGCCAUCUUCCUCCAACGAGUGCGCGAAAUCAAUACCGCGGCUGAAUCCUCGCUCUCUAAGGGCAAGAAAACAUCCCAAGAGAUAGAACGCGAGCGCUCCCUGGCUAUCGAAAAGGCAUGCCGCGACAAAGACGCCCUAGAAGUCAAAGUUAAGGAGAAGAGGAUGAAGAGAGCUGUGUGGAGGGAGUUCAGAGACAAAAAGCGGGCGGCUAAGAAGGAGCAUAGGGAGAAGAAGAGGGCGAUGAGGAGAACUGGCGUGGGGAAGAAGAGUAAGGAGUGGAAAGAGUUGAAGAAGGGGUAUCGUGAGAGGAAGAGGGAGGGGCAGGGGAAAGGAAUGGUUUGGGUUGUGGUGGAAAAUCUGGAUUGAUGGGGUUGAAUGGGUUUGAGAGGGCCUGGUUGCCCCCUGGGGGUGAGUAGAGCAAUGCACUUCCUGCGCAUCCCGACGU